Messenger RNA from Trichosurus vulpecula (common brushtail), 3086 nucleotides. RefSeq names its product protein phosphatase 2 regulatory subunit B'delta (gene PPP2R5D). Gene Ontology annotation, cellular component: protein phosphatase type 2A complex; nucleus; cytosol. Gene Ontology annotation, molecular function: protein phosphatase activator activity. The record is from RefSeq and is a predicted model, not a curated record. Gene Ontology annotation, biological process: signal transduction; protein dephosphorylation. NCBI's taxonomy places the organism in Eukaryota, Metazoa, Chordata, Mammalia, Diprotodontia, Phalangeridae. The transcript has 16 exons. The coding region runs from base 135 to 1955 and encodes 606 amino acids.
CAGGCAGCGGCGGCGGUAGCGGCGGUGGCGGCGGCGGCGGCGGCGGUAGCGGCGAGAGGCCAGAGCGGGCCCAGCGCAACCGAGCGGAGCCGGAGCGAGACCCCGGGGGCCGGGCCGGGCCAGGCCAGGCCGAGAUGCCCUAUAAACUGAAGAAGGAGAAGGAGCCUCCCAAAUCGGCUAAAGGGACUGCCAAGCCUAACAGCGGGGGGAAAGAUGGUGGCGGGGAAGGCACCGAGGAGGCCCAGCCUCAGCCUCCACCCCAGCCACAGCCACAGUCACAGCCACAGUCACAGCCUCAGGCACCUUCAUCCAACAAGCGCCCAAGCAAUAGCACGCCACCCCCUACACAACUCAGCAAAAUCAAGUAUUCAGGGGGGCCCCAGAUUGUCAAGAAGGAGCGGCGGCAGAGCUCUUCCCGACUAAACCUCAGCAAGAACCGUGAACUACAGAAGCUCCCUGCCUUGAAAGAUUCCCCGUCUCCGGAGCGAGAGGAGCUCUUCAUCCAGAAACUACGUCAGUGCUGUGUGCUCUUUGAUUUUGUGGCUGACCCCCUGAGUGAUCUCAAGUUUAAAGAAGUGAAGCGGGCAGGACUCAAUGAAAUGGUAGAAUACAUCACACAUAGCAGAGAUGUGGUCACAGAAGCUAUUUACCCAGAGGCUGUUAUCAUGUUUUCAGUGAACUUGUUUCGGACGCUGCCACCAUCAUCCAACCCCACAGGGGCUGAAUUUGAUCCUGAAGAGGAUGAGCCCACCCUGGAGGCUGCCUGGCCUCAUCUCCAGCUGGUCUAUGAGUUUUUCUUACGUUUCCUGGAGUCUCCUGAUUUUCAGCCAAAUGUGGCCAAGAAGUACAUCGACCAGAAGUUUGUCCUUGCUCUCCUGGACCUGUUUGACAGUGAGGACCCCCGGGAGAGGGACUUUCUAAAGACCAUCCUGCAUCGUAUCUAUGGCAAGUUCUUGGGACUUCGGGCUUACAUCCGCAGGCAGAUCAAUCACAUUUUCUACAGGUUUAUUUAUGAGACAGAGCAUCACAAUGGAAUCGCUGAGCUGCUUGAAAUUCUGGGAAGCAUCAUUAAUGGCUUUGCCCUGCCCCUCAAAGAGGAGCACAAGAUGUUCCUUAUCCGAGUCCUGCUUCCCCUACACAAGGUCAAGUCUCUGAGUGUCUACCACCCUCAGUUGGCCUACUGUGUGGUGCAGUUUUUGGAGAAGGAGAGCAGCUUGACUGAACCGGUGAUUGUGGGGCUCCUAAAGUUCUGGCCCAAGACUCACAGCCCCAAGGAAGUGAUGUUUCUGAAUGAACUGGAGGAGAUCCUGGAUGUCAUCGAGCCCUCUGAGUUUAGCAAAGUGAUGGAACCCCUCUUCCGCCAGCUUGCCAAAUGUGUUUCCAGCCCCCAUUUCCAGGUUGCAGAGCGUGCCCUCUAUUAUUGGAACAACGAGUACAUCAUGAGCCUGAUAAGUGAUAACGCUGCACGCCUCCUGCCCAUCAUGUUCCCAGCGCUGUACAGGAACUCUAAGAGCCACUGGAACAAGACUAUCCAUGGGUUGAUCUAUAAUGCCUUGAAGCUGUUCAUGGAAAUGAAUCAGAAGCUGUUUGAUGACUGCACGCAGCAGUACAAGGCUGAGAAGCAAAAGGGCCGAUUCCGGCUCAAGGAACGAGAAGAGAUGUGGCACAAGAUUGAGGAACUCGCCCGGCUCAACCCCCAGUACCCCAUGUUCCGAGCACCUCCCCCACUCCCCCCUGUGUAUUCAAUGGAGACAGAGACCCCCACAACUGAGGACAUCCAGCUCCUGAAGAGGACAGUGGAGACAGAAGCGGUGCAGAUGCUGAAGGAUAUCAAAAAGGAAAAGGUGCUGCUUCGGAGGAAGUCAGAAUUACCCCAGGAUGUGUAUACCAUCAAAGCGCUGGAGGCUCACAAGAGGGCUGAGGAGUUUUUGACGGCCAGCCAGGAGGCACUCUGACUUACCUCCUCUCCCUCAUCCAGGGCCACUGCCCAUUCGCCCCUGGGACACUGCUCUGGCCCUUCAGCCCCUGCCCCCCAGCCAACCUGGGGGCAGGAUGGGGUGAACACCUCCAGCUCCCUAAAAACCAGAAUACUUGGGUCAAAGACUCUCACUGUGUGGCCUGGCCUCCCUGUGACUAGUGUAGACAUGCCCUGGAGAUGCUCGUUGCUCAUAGCUGGGAUGCCCCCUGCGCUGACUUUGUAACUGACCUUCUCCCAUUCUCCACCCUCCUAGGGUGUUUGGGGCCAACUCUGAAAAUCUCCUUAAACACUCCUCACUCCCACCCUUUUCCAUCUUCACUUGAGGUGUAGAUCUCUAUUCUAUAUCCCUUUCUCUAAGGGACCUGUAGAGAUCAGCAAAAACUGCACUCGUCAAAGUUGCUCCCAGCCCCAUUGAGGGCCAGGAUAGACAGUCUCCUGGUUCUGAGGGUUAGAGGCUGAUGAGGCAGAGCAGGUGAAGAAAGGCCCCCUACGCAUCAAACUUACAGGGACCCAGACCUGCCCUACACCAUUUCCCAAGGGGGAAGGAGGUGUGUGUGUUGGAAUCAGUGAGGCCCUCUAACGCACAUUCCUGGUCACCUCUUGCCUAACCCAGAUUGGAUUAGGGGUGGAAAGAGAACCUUCAGAGACCAGGUAAUAACUCCACAUGGGGUAUGAGGCCUCAUAGGGACCAAAGGGUGGGAGGGGAGGAGAAUAUAGGGAGACACUACCAUCUAUCAGCCCUCCUUCUUUCUCUAAGCAGCAGUCCAGGGAUCACGAACACUAAAAGGGACCACCCUAGGCCUGCUUGAAUCCUUAUCCUGCAAGGCCCCAGAACUGGGGUGAGAGAAAGGGGUAGCACCUUAAGGUUCUUCCCCAGCUUAAGCUGUCCCAACAUCUAUUUAUUUCUUUGUACCCAAGGCCAGACCCUUACCUGCCUCUCAUAGGCACCGCUGGGGGAUUGGGGGGUCCUGGGGCACAGAUGGCGCCGCUCUUGGCUGUGUACAUAGGGUGCUUUAUUCUCUGCAAAGUGUUACAUGCUAAGGUGGGUUGGGCUUGGGCAGAUGUCCCCAUAUGUACAGAACUGAAUAAAGUGGAUCUCUGGAGAGAA